UCAAAAACAAAAUGCUAUUCUUUAAUCCACAAACAUAUUAACAAAUGUGGACUUACGUUCCUAGAGAUUUUUUUAUUUAUUAUAUUAUAUACAAUGAGAGAGACUAGUUUUUUUUUUUUUUUUUUUACACCUUAAUUCAUUUUAUUGCGACAAAUAUGGGUCCAAGUAAACCAAUCCAUCCACUACUCACCACAAAUGUCGCAGGCCGCUGCCUUGCCAUGUUUUGGCGGCGUCAUGAGCUCGGUGGCCCGCCGGCCACAGCAGAGAGCAAAGAAGACGAAGGGCUUUGGAGGCGACAGAAAGGAACCUCUUUGGAGUUGCGUGAAGGGUUGCGGUGCCUGCUGCAAGCUUGCUAAAGGUUACUCCUUUGCCACUCCUGAAGAAAUCUUCACGGACCCUAAAGAUAUUGAGCUAUACAGAAGCUUGGUGGGCGCCGAUGGAUGGUGCGUACACUAUCAGAAAAACACACGCACUUGUUCUAUCUACUCUGAUCGUCCAUAUUUUUGUAGAGUGGAGCCCAAUGUUUUCAAUUCUCUUUAUGGAAUUGACGAGCAGAAAUUCAACAAGGAGGCAUGCAGUGGUUGCAGGGACACCAUUAAAGCAGUUUACGGUUCACAUUCAGAGGAGUUGGAUAACUUUAAUCGAUCUAUAAAGAAUUCAGUUUCUGCUGAAUUUGGUGUAAGCGCCGGAGAUGCUACAGGCUGCGAAGAGGUUUAGCUCCUACCCUUUAAAUUGUAUUGAUGGGCUAUGAGGGCUUUGCUAAUUUUCCUUGGCAUGAAAAGGCCUGCGAUGAAGUUUUUGGUUUACUGUAACUGGACCUUAGUAUGCCAUGAACGGUUCAGAUGUACAAAAACAAAAUGCACCCGGAUGUACCAUCUUUCUGUAAUUGCUUCGUUUUUAACUAAGCCAUUUUAAUUUUA
Molecule: messenger RNA, 920 nt
Organism: Tripterygium wilfordii
Lineage: Eukaryota; Viridiplantae; Streptophyta; Magnoliopsida; Celastrales; Celastraceae
Exons: 5
Coding region: 196-717 (173 amino acids)
Source: RefSeq, a predicted model, not a curated record